Molecule: messenger RNA, 693 nt
Organism: Hyalella azteca
Lineage: Eukaryota; Metazoa; Arthropoda; Malacostraca; Amphipoda; Hyalellidae
Exons: 5
Source: RefSeq, a predicted model, not a curated record
UUUCAGAAUUAAGUACGAAGAACCGUUGUCUCUCAUUAGGUGCUUUUGGUUCCAAUCUUACGAAAAAAAAGAAACAAUUUUAUUGUUAAUUUCUGCUGUGAUUUCUGAUAAAAUGGACAAGAAUAAGCUGAACAAAAUAUUGGGAGAAACUCUUCUGGCGAUGUUGGCCGUAUUCCUGGUGGUAUUGUUCCUGCAGUUGCUGUCACUCACGCGCAAGCCUGUCGCGGUCACCUGCUCUAAACAAGUUUGUUUGAAGAAGUUCUUGGAUGGACCUCCUGCCUAUAACGACGAAUACAUGGCCAAGUUCCUGCGCAACAAAUACAUCGUGCCUCCCAGCAGCGGGCCGCUGACGCUAGCGAAUUACAAGCCAUACGACGAGAAGGUUUUCAACCAGACGCAGCAAUACAUUUACGACUAUUUCAAAGACAAGCGUAACGGGCGUUUCCUGGUGCUGGGCGCUGGUGACGGCGAGUAUGCGGACGUGACGUUGGAGUUGGAGCGUCGCCAGGGCUGGACGGGCAUGUUGAUCGAGCCGCUGCCGCAGCUCAACAAGUUGCUGCGCCAGAAGAACAGGAAUGCAGAGAUCUUCACGGGUUGUGUUUCGCCCUACACUUACCCAACGCAGGUACACUGUGUUUCACCCUACACUUACCCAACGCAGGUACACUGCGUUUCACCCUACACUUACCCAAC